Calidris pugnax (ruff) is the source of this 2629-nucleotide messenger RNA. RefSeq names its product ADP-ribosylation factor like GTPase 13B (gene ARL13B). The transcript is spliced from 12 exons. NCBI's taxonomy places the organism in Eukaryota, Metazoa, Chordata, Aves, Charadriiformes, Scolopacidae. Gene Ontology annotation, biological process: receptor localization to non-motile cilium; non-motile cilium assembly. Gene Ontology annotation, molecular function: GTPase activity; GTP binding. The coding region runs from base 592 to 1872 and encodes 426 amino acids. The record is from RefSeq and is a predicted model, not a curated record. Gene Ontology annotation, cellular component: non-motile cilium; motile cilium; ciliary membrane.
ACCGGCUUGGUUAAGCGUCCCUACUGCCUCGGAGAUCGCAGCUUCGGCCAAUGGGCGGUUUCGCGUGAGCGGGGCGCCGGGCACGUGACUCCGGAGCGGCCGCGUCGGGCCCGGUGCGGCGGAGCCGAGCGGAGAACAGCGGCAGCUCCCCGCCUGUUCCCCCGCCUUCCGUCACCGCCGCCCGGGGGCAGCGCCAGGUCCCGCUGGCCGCCGUGGUGGCGGGGACAGGCUCCGUGUGGCGGAGCCGUUAGCGCGACCGAGCGGCAUCAGAAAGAGUUUCUCUGUUUCUUUCUCCUGCUUGAAGAGUAGGAAGUGAGAUUGUAAAAUGAUGGAAGUACUUGAUACUCUAACUUAAUUUAGUGGCAAUUACUAGAUAUUAAGCUGCCAGUUCCUCGAAGUACUCACUAGCAAACCCAGCUUCCUUGUUGUGGGAUCCUUUUGUGUGAAAGAAAUUGACAGUUAAAUGAAUAUACUUAACGGCAGUGACAACAUCUGGGCCUUUGCAGUUUCUCUCCUUGUCGUCUUUGGUUAUUCUGGCCUGUCUACAUUGUUUCUGUUGCUUUCGUGGCUCUGGAUGGCUAGUGAAGAGGGAUGUUCAGUCUAAUGGCCAAUUGCUGCAGCUGGUUAAAACGGUGGCAGGAACCUAUCAGGAAGGUGACACUAAUAAUGGUGGGUCUUGAUAACGCUGGUAAAACUGCUACAGUCCGAGGAAUUCAAGGAGAGUCUCCUGAAGAUGUGGCUCCAACAGUUGGGUUUUCCAAGAUUGACCUUAAACAGGGACGCUUUGAAGUCACCAUCUUUGAUUUAGGAGGUGGAAAACGAAUUCGAAAUAUCUGGAGAAAUUACUAUGCUGAGUCCUACGGUGUAAUAUUUGUUGUGGAUUCCAGUGACAUUGCAAGAAUGGAAGAAACAAAGCAAACCAUGAUAGAAGUUUUAAACAGCCCUAAGAUAUCAGGAAAACCUGUGCUAGUGCUGGCAAAUAAGCAGGACAGAGAAGGAGCUCUGUCAGAAGCAGAUGUAAUUGAAUCCUUAUCUCUGGAAAAGCUUGUCAAUGAACACAAGUGUCUAUGUCAAAUUGAACCUUGCUCAGCUGUCAUGGGCUGUGGGAAAAAAAUUGAUAAAUCAAUAAAAAAGGGUUUAUUUUGGCUUCUACAUAUCAUAGCAAAAGAUUUUGAUGCCUUAAACGAGCGCAUCCAAAGAGACACUACAGAACAAAAAGCAUAUGAAGAACAAAAGAAACUAGAACGAGCUGAGCGAGUGAGAAGGAUACGAGAAGAAAGGGAAAGAGAAGAAGGAAGAAGUGCACCUGAUGAGGAAGACCCUGAGCCUGGGAACUCUGAAAACCCCUUCCAGCCUAUAGCUGCUGUUAUCUCUGAGAAUGAAAAACAAAUGGAAAAGGAAAAGAAGCGGCAAAGGUUGGAGACUGAAAAGGCUACAAUUGUCUUGAAAUCGCAAACAGAGCAAGAACAAGUAGAUGCCAGGCACUUCUCAAGUAGCAGUAGCCAAAAUACAAAUGAUAGUAGACUAGAAACAUGCAAUUCUACAACUACACAGCUUUUGCUGCAUGAAGAAGUGAAUGAGCAGCAAGCCUCAGAAUGCCUUGACUCAGAUAACAGUAAGAAAAAAAAUAAAAAACCAAAAUUAAAAAGGGGCCACAGAGUAGAACCUGUUAAUGGAGAAGAUGCUGUUCCCAAAAUUCCUACGCCACCACCAGCUCUUCCACCAGUUGGCUGGGGAACUCCCAAACUUAAUAGACUUCGAAAACUUGAGCCUCUUGGUGAAACACAUCAUGCUGAUUUCUAUGGAAAGCCUCUGCCCCCGCUGACUGUACGCCAAAGACCCAACAGUGAUACCCAUGAUGUCAUUGCUUAACUGGAUGACAAAUAGCAUUUGAAAAACAUCAUUAAAAAAACCAUAUAUCAGAAACAGUUUUUGCCCUUGAAGGAAAAUUUUUAAAAUGACAGUCUAUCAGCUUGUAUCAGCUUGUUGCAAAAUAACUUGGUGGCAAUUAAAUGUGGAGUUCGUUUUAUCAUACUUAGUUGAUCAGACUUUGUCAUUUAACUCUUUACAUCACCAGCUCUUCUUCAGGAUUUAGCAUGAAAUCAAGAAAGGUCUAUGUGCGAAUGGAUGCUCAUGUGAACGCAGUAUUGAAUAUUGGGUUUACUUGUGAAAAUUCAGAGCUGUAAACCUGAAGAAAAAUACCUUCAAGAUCACAUACUACUGGAUUGUAUGUUCUCACCAAGACCUUUCUCCAGGUGCUGCACAGUGGUUGGUAUUUUUGCAGCUAAUAAAUGGUUCUAAAGCAUUUUAUAAGAUUAAUGUAUGAUAGAGUGAAUAUAGGAAGGUUAUGCAACAAAUGUUAAGUAUAUUUUUCUAACUUUUUAUAAAAUUAUUUGAAAGUUUGAGUGGACACGCAUACUUAUUACCAAUAAAAUGAUACCUAAAAAGCAUUAGAAAGCUGAUAGUCAAAUGCAUAUAAGUAGAGUAUGUUUGACUCUUACGUUUCUCUAACAGUAGUAAUACUUUGUAUUAGAGAUAACAUUGUCAGAUGCAUAUUUCAUAUUUCUGGCAAUCUGAAGGGGGAGGAAGGUAGAAAGGGAAGUUUAAGAUAAAUACAUUUUAUACAAAA